This is a messenger RNA of Dovyalis caffra, 1749 nucleotides long. Lineage: Eukaryota; Viridiplantae; Streptophyta; Magnoliopsida; Malpighiales; Salicaceae. The record is from the annotation of a GenBank genome assembly.
AUGGAGGUUUUCAACAACAUUUUUGCCAUUAAUCAUCGUUUCUCUUUGUUCUUCUUAGGCCUUUUGUUACUCUUAGCUUCUGCAUUGUCCUCGGCAAAUGCCAAAAUUCACAACCAUGAUUUUGUUAUUCAAGCAACUCCAGUGAAGAGGCUGUGCAAGACCCAGAAUUCCAUCACGGUUAACGGGAUGUACCCAGGACCAACAAUAGAAGUGAAUGAUGGAGACACUCUAGUCGUCAACGUUGUCAACAAAGCCCAAUAUAAUGCCACCAUUCAUUGGCAUGGUGUUAGGCAAAUGAGAACGGGAUGGGCAGAUGGGCCAGAAUUUGUGACCCAGUGCCCAAUUAGACCAGGAGGGAGUUACACCUACAGGUUUACCAUUCAAGGACAAGUGGGUACCCUGUGGUGGCAUGCUCAUAGCUCAUGGCUUAGAGCCACUGUUUAUGGUGCUCUAAUUAUCCGUCCAAAAGAAGGGUAUUCAUACCCAUUCUCUAAGCAGCCGAAGCGCGAAACAGCAAUUCUUCUUGGUGAAUGGUGGAACGCGGAUCCUAUUGCCGUUGUGAGGGAAGCAGCUCGAACGGGGGGCACACCAAAUGUUUCUGAUGCAUAUACCAUCAACGGUCAACCUGGUGAUCUUUACAACUGCUCUAGCCAAGAUACUGUAAUUGUGCCAAUAGACUCCGGCGAGACCAAUCUUCUCCGAGUUAUCAAUGCUGCACUGAAUCAACCCCUUUUCUUCACUGUUGCCAACCACAAGCUUACUGUUGUUGGUGCCGAUGCAUCCUAUGUCAAACCCUUCACCACGUCAGUCCUAAUGCUAGGACCUGGCCAAACCACCGAUGUCUUGAUCUCCGGUGACCAGAAACCUUCACGGUACUACAUGGCAGCACGUGCCUAUCAAAGCGCACAAAAUGCACCAUUCGAUAAUACUACUACUACUGCCAUUCUCGAAUACAAAUCUUCUCCUUGUGCUGCAAAAAAUUGUUCAUCAAACAAACCAAUCAUGCCAACAUUACCGGCCUACAAUGACACAGCCACUGUCACUACUUUCACUGGUAGCUUCAAAAGUGCUGGUAAAACCCUUGUCCCGACUUCCAUUGAUGAGAACUUAUUCUUCACAGUUGGUUUAGGUCUGAAUCCAUGCCCACCAAAUUUUAACAAGUCUAGCCAGUGUCAAGGGCCUAAUGGAACACGCUUCACUGCAAGCAUGAACAAUGUGUCUUUUGUGCUACCAUCCAACUACUCUCUAUUACAAGCUCAUCAACAACGCAUACAAGGAGUUUUCACCACUGAUUUCCCAGCAAAUCCACCACGAAAAUUUGAUUACACUGGUAAUGUGAGCCGGUCCCUUUUUACACCUGUUCCCGCGACGAAGCUGUACAGAUUGAAUUAUGGGUCAAGAGUGCAGCUUGUGUUACAAGACACAAGCAUUGUCACACCAGAAAACCACCCAAUUCAUCUUCAUGGAUACGACUUUUACAUUAUUGCACAAGGGUUUGGAAAUUAUAAUCCCCGAACAGAUCCAUCAAAAUUUAACCUUGUCGAUCCACCUCUCAGAAACACAGUUGCAGUCCCUGCAAAUGGAUGGGCAGUCGUUAGAUUCGUCGCUGACAAUCCAGGUGUAUGGCUAAUGCAUUGCCACUUGGAUGUUCACAUCACCUGGGGUCUUGCCACGGCUUUCGUGGUAGAGAAUGGAGUUGGAGUAUUGCAAUCCAUUGAGUCCCCUCCAGAAGAUCUGCCUCUAUGCUGA